GACAGGUAUAUUUACAUAUAUAUCUAAUAAUUUUUUUUACAUCAGGUCUUUGUCGAAAUUGUGAACAGGAAGAUAACAGAAAUUUUUAUUCGAUACAUUUCCGACUAUAAUAGUCACAAUGUAUAUAAUUUCUUUCACUUUAUCAGAUCGUCAUCCUGUUGGUUGCCAUGGUGACAGCCCGGGAUCGGCGGGAGGCUAAGGCUGGGUAUGGUGGACAUGGCCAUGGUAUCCUUCAUGGUCACGGACUGGGGCACGGCAUCGGUCACGGACUGGGGCACGGCAUCAGCCACGGACCGGGGCACGGCAUCAGCCACGGACUGGGACAUGGCAUCGGUCACGAACUGGGGCACAGUAUCAGUCACGGACUGGGGCAUGGCAUCAGCCACGGACUGGGGCACGGCAUCGGUCAUAGACUGGGGCACGGCAUCGGUCACGGACUGGGGAAAGGCAUCAGUCACGGACUGGGGCACGGCAUAAGUCACGGACUGGGGGACGGCAUCAGUCACGGACUGGGGCACAUCAGUCAUGGACUGGGGCAUAGCGUUAUCCACCGUGUUAGCCAUACUUAUGAUGGUGGCAUCAGCCAUGGUCACGAUUUGCACCAUGAUGGCCAUGUGGUGAUCCACACUGGUCACAGUCUACACCACGACGGCCACGGCCUACAUCACGGAGGCCACGGCCUACACCACCAAGGCCAUAGCCUACACCACAGCGCUCACGGCUUACACCAUGGCGGUCAUGGCCUGCACCAUGGAGGCCACAGCUUGCACCAUGGUGGUCACAGCUACGGUUACGGCCGUGGAUACGGACACGGUGGUGCACAUGGUCAGGGAGAGGUUCACUCCUACGAGGUAGGACAUGGACAUGGCUACAAGGGACACGGGGCUUCCUUCGGGUACAAGACGGCAGUGAAGCAUCCUUAUCAUGGUCAGUCUUACCAGAGGAAAGACGUCUAUAUCGCUCCUAACCACGGCCAUGGCCAUGGCAACGGCUAUGGUUACGGACACUGAGUAGUGCUGCCAUAUGUAUUUA
Molecule: messenger RNA, 1032 nt
Organism: Cherax quadricarinatus
Lineage: Eukaryota; Metazoa; Arthropoda; Malacostraca; Decapoda; Parastacidae
Source: RefSeq, a predicted model, not a curated record